AUGGGUAGAUCAGAAAGUGAUCCACUUCUCGAAUUUAUGUAUCCAGGCCAUGGAAGUUCAUCAAUAUUGGAUAUAGGUCAAGGUGAAAAUGGUAUUGUUGGAAGCAGUAGUAAUGGAAAUAAUAGUUUUAAUAGUUUAACAUAUCAAAAUAUUUCAGAAAAUAGUCCAUUAAUUAGAAAUAAUAAUAGCGCGAAUAGUUUGGUCGACCAUAAUUAUAAUAGUCCUUUAUCAUCAACAUCUAGUUCAUGUGGCAAGAGUGAAAUAUUGGUUGGUACAACUAAUGAGAAAAUGGAUUUAACAGGAACUGAAGAGGCAAAGGUUAAAAAAAUUGGUGGUUCUGGUGAGCACAAAAUAGGCCAGUUGUUUGCAACAGCAAUUUGCGGUAAUGAUAUUACUUCAAGUAUUUUUUAUACAGCAAGUUCAUGUACAUUAAGUGCUGGUAAAUAUGCUCCGAUCUCAUUAAGUAUAGUUUGUUUAGUAUUAUAUUUAUUUAGAAAAAUAUAUGGUGAGGUUGGGUCAGCAUUACCAUUAAAUGGAGGAGCCUAUAAUGUUUUAUUAAAUACAACUUCAAAGCAAUUUGCAUCAGUAGCAGCAGCAUUAACUAUGAUAUCAUAUGUUGCAACAGCUGUAGUUAGUGGGUCAUCAGCCAUGGGAUAUUUACAUAGUCUUUGGGAAGGUUUGGAUGUUUUUUGGGCAACUAUUAUAUUAUUAGGUUUCUUUGCUUUAUUAAAUUUAAUGGGUAUCACAGAGUCGGCAGUUGUAGCAUUUAUUAUUUUUGUUAUUCAUAUGGUAACUCUAUGCAUAUUAGUAUUUGGUGGUUUUGGUUUAUAUUUUUAUAAACAUGACUGGACUAUUUUGAUUAAUAACUAUCAAGAUGUUAACCCAGAUAUACCAAUAGGUCCAGAUCAAUUACCAUGCGAUAGACAGUUUUAUUGGGGUCAAGAUUUUGCAUAUUGCAUUUAUUUCGGUUUCGGUUCUGCAAUGUUGGGUGUUACCGGUUUUGAAACUUCAUCAAAUUUUAUUGAACAACAAAAAAAAGGUGUUUUUCCAAAAACUCUUAGAAAUAUGUGGGCAAUUGUUACAUUCUUCAAUCCAUUAAUUGGUGUUUUGGCUCUUUGUUAUUUACCAACUUGUAGCAUUGCAAAUGCAAAUAGUGAUGUUUUAGCACAAUUAGCCGAUAGGAUUUUUGGAAAAUGGUUCCAUUAUUGGAUUAUUAUCGAUGCUGUUUUAGUUUUAUCAGGCUCAGUACUUACCAGUUAUGUUGGUUUCGUUGGUUUGGUUCGUCGUAUGGCUUUGGAUCGUUGUUUACCACAGUUCCUCAUCAAUGUUAAUCCACUCAGAAAAACAUGCCAUUGGAUCAUUAUCCUAUUCUUUUUAAUUUGCUCUUCAUUGUUUGCAAUUGUAAAGGGUCAGACUAGUACAUUGGAGGGUGUUUAUGCUGUUUCUUUUCUUGGUGUUAUGGGCCUCUUUGCAAUAGGUAAUAUGUUAUUAAAAUACAAGCGUUCAUCACUCCGAAGAGAAAUUAAAUCACCAUGGAUAGGUGUGUUGUUGGGCUUAGUAGCAGUGUUUUUAGGUUUAAUAGCAAACAUUAUUAGAAAUACCUCAAUUAUGUUUUACUUUGGAAUAUAUUUCUCUAUAACAAUAUUUGUUAUUAUGGUUAUGUUUACUCGUGCCCGUUUAUUAAAGGUUGUUUUAUUCUUUUCACAAAUUGUAAUUUGGUGGUCUCCUCAAUUAAAAGCAAGAGUAGCUAGAUCAAUCGGUGACUCAAUCAAAAAAAUCAACUCACAACCAAUAGUUUUCUUUGCCGCUAAAGAUGAUACUGCUUACUUAAAUAAAGCCAUUCUUUAUAUACGUGAUAACGAACAAACAAACUGGGUCAAAAUUAUCCAUUGCUAUGAUGAUCAAGGUGAGUCGAUAGAUAAUUUCUCACAGAAUGUCGAGUUUUUAGAUGGUUGCUAUCCAAAAAUUCGAAUAGAUUUUAUCAAAGUUUUUGCAGAUUUCACACCAUCAACAGUUGAAAAAAUAUCAAUUAUACUUGGGGUUCCAAAGAAUUUUAUGUUUAUAGCAUGUCCAAAAGAACAUACAGGAUCAAUGGUUAUACCUUUAUCUUUAGGUGAUUUCGGUGGUGUACGUUGUAUUACCCAUUAA
Molecule: messenger RNA, 2148 nt
Organism: Dictyostelium purpureum
Lineage: Eukaryota; Evosea; Eumycetozoa; Dictyosteliales; Dictyosteliaceae
Exons: 2
Coding region: 1-2148 (715 amino acids)
Biological process (GO): transmembrane transport; amino acid transport
Cellular component (GO): membrane
Molecular function (GO): amino acid transmembrane transporter activity
Source: RefSeq, a predicted model, not a curated record